AUGGCCUACAAUGGAAACUACGCCAGGAAUACAUACCAAACGGGCAAAAUGAACCCAGAUCCAAACGGAUAUGGGUAUUCGCCAACACCUCCAUAUCCAUCCCGCAACGAAUCAGCCUACCUGGACAUGCCACAGCCACAGGCGCCGCGGACUGGUUCGCCGGCCCCGAAUCCAACUCCACAAGCAUGUAACUAUCCGGAACCCCAGCGCUCCUCCCCAAACAUGCACACUGGGCACAUAGACAAUGCAGUGAGCUCCGCAUUCCACAAUAGUGGCUCCACAGACUACCUCUCCCCAGAAGUUCUAUCGCAAAUCACAGCAUCAGUGAUCCAGCAGCUCAAGACAACUGGGUUAGACAACCUACAGGGAUCUGGUGCGCGCCCGCCCCGCUCGCAAUCACAGCAGCCACCAUGGCAAACAGACAGCUUGCUACAGCCGCAUGCACAGUCCCCGCCUACCAUAACCCCGCAGCGAAGCAGCUCUAUCCCCCUGUCCAGUUCGGCCUCCGACAACAUCCAUACUGGGAAUUUCCAGCCAUACGUCUCCUCCGAUUACAAUAGUGAUAGUCGUCUCAGCCCAAAACCUAUGGCUGAUCCUCUUGCAAAUAGACGUGGCUCUAUAUCGAGUCAGAAUAGUGAUCGGAGUCAUCAUAGCCACCUUAAGGCGGAGCGUCCGAAGCCUCCGGAUCAGGACGCUACCGCUAUGGAGACGACUACUCUGGAGCGGAUUUGGGGGAAAUUGUUUGAGGAUGGUAAGGCGACGAAGAGGCUUGGCCAAUUCUUACGUGGGAUUGCGGUCCAUCUGAUUGAGGACUAUCCGCCGGGAAACACUAUUGUCAUUCCCCCUCACAAGUUGCAAAAGUUCUAUCGUGAUACUCACGAUCCAAACGACCCUUAUCCAUGGCAAGACGUCUUCGACGAUCGUACAUCUUCGAUAUCCCGACUAUUCCGCGAAAUCAAGGUCGAACAUCAUCUUAUCCAAGAGGAUAUAGAGAAACGCCCAGAUAUCCCAGGCCUAACACCCAGAGGCUUCGAGACCUGGGAAACCUUGAUGAUCCUUGCGAACCCUGGGCGCGAAUACGAGCGGCUCCAAAAGGCAGUCCUCAACAUGCCCAUCAACAACCCAGACGACAAGAAAGAGCGCUUCCCAAAGGAAAUCCCACGCCGCCUCUUCCCAGAAAUCGGAGAUAUCGAAAUCAGAGAAGACAUCGAGGACCGCAUGAUGAUCCACUGCGGCGUCGAUCUACCAUACAUCACUCCAGAAGAACGCAACCAAUCCGCCGCCCGACCAACCCGAUCAUCAACCAAGACUGCAUCACCUGCAGAGCGAACCCACUCAUACGAGCGGGGCCGACCCCUUCCCACAGGCUCGAUCCCAAGGCCAGGUCAGCAAUCGCACCCAAGACCCGCCCCGGCCGUCACAGACGACGAGGAAGACGAGCCCAUCCCGUCAGUGCCAAUUGAGCGCGAACGCAAGCCGUACAGCGCAAAUCCAGGUGGUGGCAAAAUCUAUGAAGAAUCCACCCCGAGCCGGAGUCACGCGGCCUCCUUCUCGACGUCCCGGCCCUCAGACACUACCAACAAGGGACCGGCUCCGGGACCGGCUCCAACACACCGCAUGUCGGAGUCCUACGACCGCGACCCGCAAUACUCACACUCGGGAUCUGGUCAUUCUGCUGAUAAGCGGUUCUCUGACUCCCGGAGCUUGUCGCAAAGUGUGAAUCACCCUGCUGGUGCUGGUGGUGACUACAGGCAUUCGGAGAGUGAUUUGCAUAGUCGCGACCAUUCGGGUAGAUAUGAGCUGUUGGAGCAUCUCAAGCCGCCUACUACGCAUCCGCAUGAGGAUAAUGGGCGCAGGUAUAAUCAUGGUAGUCGUGGUAGUGAUGAGGAGUAUUAUCGUGGGAGUGGGCAGGGUGGGGUAUCUAAGUCUCACGCUUUUACCUUAUCGUAG
Molecule: messenger RNA, 1950 nt
Organism: Penicillium egyptiacum
Lineage: Eukaryota; Fungi; Ascomycota; Eurotiomycetes; Eurotiales; Aspergillaceae
Source: the annotation of a GenBank genome assembly